AUGGGUACUCUUGAAAUAGAAGCUCCACUUGAACACAAAAAAUCCAUACCAACGGAGGCAGAAGAAGACGAUGACGAGAUUUCACCCAUAGAACAAGUCCGGUUAACCGUGCCCAUAACCGACGACCCGACCCUCCCAUUAUGGACUUUCCGCAUGUGGAUCCUCGGCAUUCUCUCCUGUUCACUACUUUCCUUCCUCAACCAGUUCUUCUCCUACCGGAGAGAGCCACUUAUAAUUACUCAGAUAACGGUACAGGUGGCCACUCUCCCCAUUGGACGGUUCAUGGCUGCCGUCCUGCCCACCACAAAAUGGACGCUGAAUCUCCCACGGGUCGGGCCUACAGAGUUCAGUCUCAACCCGGGUCCCUUCAACAUGAAGGAGCAUGUACUCAUCUCGAUAUUUGCGAAUGCUGGAAGUGCUUUCGGGAAUGGGCCGGCUUAUGCUGUUGGUAUUGUAAAUAUAAUUACUGCAUUUUACGGAAGGCAUAUCUCUUUCAUCACUGGUUGGGUACUCAUUAUAACUACUCAGGUUUUGGGAUAUGGAUGGGCCGGGCUUCUCAGGAAAUACGUUGUAGAGCCGGCACAUAUGUGGUGGCCAAGCACACUUGUCCAGAUCUCCCUCUUCAGGGCAUUGCAUGAAAAAGAAAAUGAAGAUGGUGAUGACAAUGAGGAUGGUAGAGUUGGCCAGAAACAGACAUCCCGUUUCAAAUUCUUUCUAAUUGCACUACUUUGUAGCUUUUGCUGGUAUCUUGUCCCAGGCUACUUAUUCAUAACCCUGCAGAGCAUUUCUUGGGUAUGCUGGACAUAUCCCAAGUCUGUCACUGCCCACCAGAUAGGAUCAGGUUUCAGUGGUCUCGGAAUUGGAGCCUUCACACUCGACUGGUCGGUAGUAGCUUCCUUCUUGUUCAGUCCUCUCAUCUCUCCCUUCUUUGCCAUUGCCAAUGUGUUUGUAGGAUAUGCAUUGUUUAUGUAUAUUGUUCUUCCCAUAUCAUACUGGGGGGUUAAUUUAUAUAAUGCCAAAAACUUCCCCUUCUAUUCUGCGGAUUUGUUCACGGCACAAGGUCAGCCAUAUAAUGUAACAGCAAUUGUCAACAAGAACUUUAAGCUGGAUCUGGGAGAGUAUGACAAGCUAGGACGAGUCAACUUGAGCACUCUCUUUGCUCUCUCGUAUGGCUUUGGAUUUGCCACCAUAGCAUCUACACUUACGCAUGUGGCGUUAUUCUAUGGAAGAGAGAUAUAUGAUCGCUAUAAAGCUUCUUCAAAGGGAAAGAUAGAUGUUCACACAAGAUUAAUGAAAAACUACAAAGAUAUUCCUUCAUGGUGGUUUUACUCUCUUCUUGUGGUGACUAUUGCGGCCUCUCUUGCACUCUGCAUCUUCAAGAAAAGUGAGGUUCAGUUGCCUGUUUGGGGACUUCUAUCUGCAGCUGCCCUUGCUUUUAUAUUUACUCUUCCAAUCAGCAUCAUCACUGCUACCACGAAUCAGACACCAGGACUAAAUAUUAUCACGGAGUAUGUUAUGGGCAUAGUAUAUCCUGGAAGACCAAUAGCAAAUGUCUGUUUCAAGGUAUAUGGCUACAUGAGCAUGGCCCAAGCAGUCUCCUUUCUUAGCGACUUCAAGCUUGGUCAUUAUAUGAAGAUCCCUCCAAGAUCAAUGUUCUUAGUUCAGUUCCUUGGAACCACGAUUGCAGGUACAAUUAAUAUAGGUGUUGCAUGGUGGCUUCUGCAUUCUAUUGACCACAUAUGCCACAAGGAUAAGCUUCCGCUAAACAGUCCUUGGACAUGUCCCAAUGAUCGUGUCUUCUUUGAUGCAUCGGUCAUCUGGGGCCUUGCGAGUCCAAGAAGGAUUUUCGGCGAACUUGGAAACUAUUCAGCAAUGAACUGGUUCUUUGUCGGAGGAGCAUUGGGACCAUUUAUCGUAUGGGGGUUUCACAAGGCAUUCCCUAAGCAAUCUUGGAUUCCCCUCAUUAACCUUCCCAUACUCCUCGGAGCAACUGCUUAUAUGCCACCAGCCUCUGCAUUGAACUACAAUUCUUGGAUUCUGGUCGGGACAGUUUUCAACUUUUUCGUGUACAGAUAUCGGAAGAAGUGGUGGCAAAGAUAUAACUACAUACUUUCAGCAGCCUUAGAUGCUGGUGUUGCUUUCAUGGCUGUGUUGAUCUACUUCAGUGUGGGGUUGGAGAAUAAAAACUUGAAAUGGUGGGGUGCUGAUGAUCCUGAGCAUUGUGAUCUUGCCGCUUGUCCUACUGCCAAGGGUAUAUCAGUCGACAGUUGCCCAACAUUUUAA
Molecule: messenger RNA, 2283 nt
Organism: Fraxinus pennsylvanica
Lineage: Eukaryota; Viridiplantae; Streptophyta; Magnoliopsida; Lamiales; Oleaceae
Source: the annotation of a GenBank genome assembly